Molecule: messenger RNA, 1230 nt
Organism: Nicotiana attenuata
Lineage: Eukaryota; Viridiplantae; Streptophyta; Magnoliopsida; Solanales; Solanaceae
Product: GDSL esterase/lipase CPRD49-like
Exons: 6
Coding region: 222-986 (254 amino acids)
Source: RefSeq, a predicted model, not a curated record
AAUUUUAUGAGGAGAGUAUUUUAUCCGUUACUCCAACUAAACAUCACCUUAAUAUCUUGGCUGGAGCCGCCGCAUGGAGCAGUAAUGAAAAAACAAAUGUUCAUUGAAGGCCAUGUAUUAAAAAAUAGUUGAGGGGUCCGAGAAAAAUAUUUAUCAUCUGACAUUGUCGUUUCUGCAGUCUCCUGUUUUUCAUCGAUAUUUUCGAAGACUAAAAAUAGAAAAUGGUCGGACCAACAAGUCGUCCACAGUUUGUGCUGUUUGGUUCAUCCAUAGUACAGUUCAGCUAUAGUUAUCAAGGAUGGGGUGCAAUUCUCGCUGACCUUUAUGCUCGCAAGGCAGAUAUAGUGCUGCGUGGAUAUGCCGGUUGGAAUUCAAGGUGCGCUCUUCAAGUCUUGGAUGAAGUGUUCCCCAAGGAUGCAGCUGUGCAGCCUUCUCUGGUCAUAGUUUAUUUCGGAGGGAAUGAUUCCGUGGAGCCUCACCCAAGUGGCCUGAGUGCUCAUGUUCCUCUUCUUGAAUAUGUAGAGAACAUGAGGAAGAUCGCAAUUCAUCUGAAGAGCCUCUCUGAUAAGACACAGAUAAUCUUUCUAAGUGCUCCUGCUGUGAAUGAGGCACAAAUCACAGAAGUGUUCGGUAACGGCCUUGGUCGAUCAAAUGACUCCUGUCGGAAAUAUUCAGAAGCUUGUAUACAGUUGGGCCAAGAACUGGGUGUGAAGGUUAUUGAUCUUUGGACAACACUUCAGCAAAGGGAUGAUUGGUUGACUGCUUGCUUUACGGAUGGGAUACAUUUAUCAUCUGAAGGCAGCAAGCUUGUUGUCAAGGAAAUCUUAAAAGUUCUCAAAGAGGCAGAGUGGGAACCAAACCUGCAUUGGAGAUCAUUGCCUAUAGAAUUCCCUGAAAUCUCUCCAUACAUCUUUGUUGAUCCCAAGGGUGAGACCGCUGUGAACGUUUCGCAGUUGGAUCUUGAAUGGCAGACUCAGUGGCACUAAAUUCAGACUAUGAUUGUUCAUAAGCCCAUGGUAGUAAGAUAUCACAUCAAUUACACCUCUAUGUUUGUUGUUUUGCUGUUUUGGUCCAUUUCAUUCCAAACAAUGUUUCGAUGCAACUCGUUACUAUGAUAAUUCAUCAUAACUUGAAUACUUAUACAUUGAUCGUGAACCUACCACAAUUGUCCUCCUUUAUUUGAACGCGGGAUUCACUAUGCUCAUGAAUAUCGAAAUCUCAAUUUGAUUA